CCUCUCUCCAGGCGUCUGUUUAUGAAGGCCAGCCUCUGGAGCCGCCCAGCUCGAUCCUCGCCGACCUCGCAGAGCAUCCGUGGCCAGCUUGCCCAUGCCCACUGGACGCCUCGUAACUCGUCUCUCGCAGCAGCCGACUCGAUGUUUGUCAAGGCCAACAAGGCGUUCAAGGCCAGCGACCCCCCCGGGCGCAAUGCCCUGUCAAAGCAGCUGUUCCCGUCCAGCAGCCCGAGUGCGUCGCCCAUGACGACGGAUAUUCGAGACCAGCUCAAAAAGGCCGGGACGGGCUCGGCUCUCAGCAGCGCUUCUGCAUUGUCGGCGAGGACGACGCCGUUUUCGAAGUCUCCGGAGCAGCAGCAGCCAAUGGCCAGCUCUGGUGGUAGUGCCGCGGGCUCGCUGGCAUCUCUGUACGGCAAAUCCGACCCGUUCAAGGCCAACCCCGAGACUAUUGACCUUACCGGACCCGAAAACAACGAAAAGACCAAAGAGCAUGUCUACUUCGUGGAAGACGACUUUAGCGAUGAUGAUGAUCUCGAUCUCGACUUUAAGGCGCCGUCAGCGCUUCCCACACUCCCAGACCCAAAGCCUCCCAUUGUAGAAGAGGACGAUUUCCCCCCUCAGCAGACUCAGCCGAUUGAUUGGUCCUCUUCUCCCAAAUCUCACUACUUUCCUUCUAAACCAUUGUCGACAGUUUCAUUGAAACGUGAUUCGUCUGGCGAGAGCGACCUGACAGGACCUCCCAUUUCCAAGAAGAAGCGAGUCUUGCCGGCAAGCUUCCGCUCAGAACCUGAACUGAGCCAAGACCAAGGCCCAUUUGAUGUCCCUGCAUACGUCCAACCAACAAAGCCAAAGCGCAUAUGGGAAGCUUCUGCCGAUGCUCUCAAUGAGCAGAAGAAACAGCUCAAGAUUCAGCAAUCCGCUCGAGCGGAUUCUCAAGGCAUAGAUGAGCGGCCGCCACAGUUCGGGAAAACCCACGACGCCUCUAAUAAAGGCGAAGCCAUCCAUCUGAGUAAGGAACAGGAGCGUGUGCUCGAUUUAGUGGUAAAUCAGGGCAAGAGCGUGUUUUUCACUGGUCCGGCUGGUACAGGAAAAUCAGUUUUGAUGAGAGCCAUCAUCACCCAACUGCGAGCCAAACACGCCCGAGAUCGCGAGCGGGUGGCUGUGACUGCCUCAACGGGCCUUGCCGCGUGUAACAUUGGAGGAAUUACGCUCCACAGUUUUUCAGGUAGGCUUGAUGCUCACCUAGGCCAUGGGCCUGUUGCUGUCGGCUGUUACCGUUGA
Messenger RNA from Trichoderma atroviride IMI 206040, 1281 nucleotides. RefSeq lists its product as uncharacterized. Gene Ontology annotation, molecular function: ATP hydrolysis activity; DNA helicase activity. Gene Ontology annotation, biological process: telomere maintenance; DNA repair. The record is from RefSeq and is a predicted model, not a curated record. Lineage: Eukaryota; Fungi; Ascomycota; Sordariomycetes; Hypocreales; Hypocreaceae.